Messenger RNA from Phlebotomus papatasi, 2022 nucleotides. RefSeq names its product alkaline phosphatase-like. Lineage: Eukaryota; Metazoa; Arthropoda; Insecta; Diptera; Psychodidae. The record is from RefSeq and is a predicted model, not a curated record. Gene Ontology annotation, biological process: dephosphorylation. Gene Ontology annotation, molecular function: alkaline phosphatase activity. The coding region runs from base 139 to 1839 and encodes 566 amino acids. The transcript has 9 exons.
UUGAUAAAGAAGACGUUAUCGGACUAUUUGGAAAAUUUUUUCUAGUAGUGUCCGUGAAAAUUGUAUAUUGACGUAAGGUAAGUUGAUAAAAAGGUAUGCCAAUUGCACUUGACACCUCAGUUGGUGCUAAGUAGUGCAAUGGGUAAGAUUUCGGGGUGUAUUUUAGCCACUCUUGUGGCAACGGUAUUGAGUGUGCCGGUGAAGAAUUCUCCCGAGGUGGUGUCAGUGCCAUAUAGUUCUUGCAUAUACGGAGAACAUGAUCCCAAUUGUCGCUACGUGCCAAUUGUACCACCGAGUCACAGACCAACUCAUCCCAUGGAUGAUCCCAAUUGGAUUCCACCCACGGGACACCCACAUGAAUUGUACAAAGAAUAUUGGCUACAAACAGGUCAAGAAUUGCUACAAAAGCAGCUGAAUAAGAAUCAUCUUAACAAAAAUAUCGCCAAAAAUGUAAUCAUUGUGAUUGGCGAUGGGAUGUCAAUACCUACGCAGGCAGCAACUCGGGUCUACAUGGGAGACGAGAAUGUUGAGCUUUCAUUUGAGAAAUUCCCCUAUGCUGGCCUCUCAAAGACGUAUUGCGUGAAUUAUCAAGUGUCUGAUUCAGCGUGCACAGGAACAGCCUUUCUAGCCGGCAUAAAAAACAACUAUGGUACUCUGGGGGUUAGUGCGGCCGUGCCAUUGAGGAAUUGUUCAGCACAGCAUGACGAGAGGCACCAUAUUGACUCCAUUUUCAAGUGGGCUCAGAAUGCCGGCAAAGCGACGGGUAUUGUGACGAAUACGAGGAUCACCCAUGCCACUCCAGCAACUGCGUACGCCAGGUCGGCUGAUCGUGAGUGGGAAAGUACAGCACCGGAAGGAUGUGACGACGUCGCCAAGCAACUCAUUCAUGGGGAUGUUGGCAGCAAGAUUAAGGUGAUACUAGGUGGGGGCUGGAGGGAGUUUGUACCAAAAUCAGUGGCCGAUUCCGAGGGGAAUAGUGGCUUCCGGACAGACAAUAGGAAUUUGAUUGAGGAAUGGCUGAACCUUAGGCGACAAAAUAAUGCAAAUGGUGUUUAUGUUACCACAAGGGAUGAAUUAUUAAAUGUCGACGUGGAGGAAACUGAUUACUUGUUCGGAUUGUUUGAACACUCCCACAUGUCGUACGCACUGCUGGCGAAUAAAUCAAAAGAACCAAGCCUGGAAGAGAUGAGCCAGAGAGCUGUAGAGAUGCUGAGAAAGUAUCCCAAUGGAUAUGUCCUUCUUGUUGAAGGGGGACGAAUUGAUCAUGCCCAUCAUCAAACUUGGGCUAGAUUGUCACUGCCAGAAACAGUGGAAUUUCACAAAACUGUGGAGAAACUCGAAGCACUAACAAAUGAGGAGGAUACCCUGAUUGUGGUCACAGCUGAUCAUUCCCAUACAAUGACAAUUGGAGGAUAUCCGCCCCGGGGAACCGAUAUUCUAUCGAAGGGGGACUUUUCCCGAGAGGACGCAAAACCCUUUUUCACACUCAACUAUGCCAAUGGAUUGGGAUUUUUCGAUCAUUUCUACAAGACAGGUGGACGGAGAAAUCCCCUUGGAAUGCCCUACAGAGACGCACUGUUCCGACAUCCUGCCACCGUGCCCCUCGACUAUGAAACUCAUGGUGGUGACGAUGUGGGUGUUUUCGCUAUUGGGCCUUGGGCACAUCUGUUCACUGGAACUUAUGAGCAACACCUCAUAGCUCACGCUAUGAUGUAUGCCUCCUGUCUGGGUGACGGACUCAAGGCGGAUCAGUGUAAUGAUGCAUCAGGAUUAAGUAUAUCUCUGGCAAUUCUCUUGACCUCGUUAUCUGCUGCACUAAUCCGAUGCUUGAAAUUGUGAAAAUGAAAAUGAGGAAAUAUGUGGAAAUGCAAUAAAAUUUGUACAUUUUCUGUGUCUCACGAGGCAUUACUCUACAUAUAAAUAUAUAUUAUAUACUCAUCAUACCCAGUGUGCAUUAUUUGUAAUACAAUUUUGAAAGAAAGAUAACAAUGUUCUUAAGGAAUAAACUUCAUUUGUAUCAUA